AUGGGCUCCGUUUGCGUUUUCCUUGUGUGCCUUACACUGAUUUGCAUUAUCAAUGCUUUCAGGCGUGUUGUGGAGAUACAGUAUGAUGAAAACGGUAAGCCGUUUAUCGAGUUUGACGGUAGGAGAUAUGAUCAGACUGGAGGCAAGACGGUCACCUACAUAGACGAUGAUGGUUGCAUUACCACACUUUAUCUGGAAUGGCCGGAUGAUCCGGAAAACACAGUUGGAGCGGUACAUGUGAAUGCAUACAAAUUAUGCGAUUAA
Dicrocoelium dendriticum is the source of this 264-nucleotide messenger RNA. The record is from the annotation of a GenBank genome assembly. NCBI's taxonomy places the organism in Eukaryota, Metazoa, Platyhelminthes, Trematoda, Plagiorchiida, Dicrocoeliidae.